Phycodurus eques (leafy seadragon) is the source of this 3934-nucleotide messenger RNA. It is a transcript of the gene erc2, whose product is annotated as ELKS/RAB6-interacting/CAST family member 2. The record is from RefSeq and is a predicted model, not a curated record. The coding region runs from base 229 to 3807 and encodes 1192 amino acids. Gene Ontology annotation, biological process: maintenance of presynaptic active zone structure; regulation of synaptic plasticity; neuromuscular synaptic transmission. Gene Ontology annotation, molecular function: structural constituent of presynaptic active zone. Lineage: Eukaryota; Metazoa; Chordata; Actinopteri; Syngnathiformes; Syngnathidae. Gene Ontology annotation, cellular component: cytoskeleton of presynaptic active zone. The transcript has 20 exons.
GCUGCUCGGCUGAAUGGAGGCGACGGGAUGCCGUCCGUUUAGCAGCACAAGAGAGGAAUUAACAUCGAAGGAGGCGCCUCCCAGUUGUUUCCUCCGAGUUUGACGUGCUCCACUUACCAAGGCAGUAAAUAAAGUCACCCAUGUGCGGUUCAGCGAGCCUGUGCAGUAUCAUCGCAGCGUGCCCCCGUUAAGGACCCCUCUGGUGGCCACGCGGCCGACUCACGGGACAUGUACAGCAGUGCCAGAGCUGUUGGUCACUUAGAGAGCAGCCCCGCACGCUCCUCGCGCCUGCCUCGGUCCCCCAGACUGGGCCAUCGGAGGGCCAACAGCGGGGGUGGGAGCGGCGCGGGGGGCAAGACGCUCUCCAUGGAGAACAUCCAGUCUCUAAACGCUGCCUACGCCACUUCAGGGCCCAUGUACCUGAGCGACCACGAGGGCGUGGGCUCCACGGCCACAUACCCGAAAGGCACCACGACUCUGGGUCGGGCCACCAGCCGGGCCAUGUACGGGGGCCGCGUCACAGCCAUGGGCAGUAGUCCCAACAUCGCUUCGGUGGGACUGCCCCAUGCUGACCUUCUGUCUUACAGUGACCUGGGCUCCAUCUCCAUGCUGCAUGCCCACCACCACCACCACCACCAGGGGGUGCCCUCUGCCCUGUUGAGGCAGGCGGUGCGGAGCAGUGGGGGGGAACUGCUGGAGAUGCAGGCCCAGUUCAGGGAUAUGCAGAGGGAGAAUGAGAUGCUGCGCAGGGAGCUGGACCUGAAGGACAGUAAGCUGGGCUCUUCCACCAACAGCAUCAAGAGCUUCUGGAGCCCCGAGCUGAAGAAGGAGCGCAUCAUGAGGAAGGAGGAGGCGGCACGCACGUCUAUCCUGAAAGAGCAGAUGAGAGUCACGCAUGAGGAGAACCAGCUGCUGGAUGCCAGGAGAACAAAGCAUCUCCAGAUGACCAUCCAGGCUCUUCAAGACGAGCUGCGUACACAACGCGACCUCAACCACUUGCUGCAGCAGGAGAGCGGCAACCGCUCCGGUGCCGAGCACUUCACCACCAUCGAGUUGACCGAGGAAAACUUCCGUCGACUGCAGGCCGAGCACGACCGGCAGGCCAAGGAACUCUUCCUGUUGAGGAAAACUCUGGAGGAGAUGGAGCUAAGGAUUGAGACACAGAAGCAGACACUGGGAGCCAGAGAUGAGUCCAUUAAGAAGCUGCUGGAGAUGUUGCAGAGUAAAGGGCUGCCCUCGGGGCCAGGCAGGAUGUCUGAGGAGGAGGAGCAGGAGAGGAACAGACGAAUUGCUGAGGCUGAGGCCCAGCUCGGACACUUGGAGGUCAUUCUAGACCAGAAGGAGAAGGAAAACAUCCAUCUGCGAGAGGAGCUGCACCGGAGAAAUCAGCUGCACCAGGAUCCAAGCAAAACUAAGGCCCUGCAAACCAUCAUUGAGAUGAAGGACACCAAAAUUGCCUCCCUGGAGCGCAACAUUCGAGACCUGGAGGAUGAGAUCCAAAUGUUGAAGGCAAACGGCUUGCUGAACACGGAGGACCGUGAGGAGGAGAUCAAGCAGAUGGAGGUCUACAAGAACCACACCAAGUUUAUGAAGACCAAGAUUGACCAACUCAAGCAGGAGUUGUCCAAGAAGGAGUCCGAGCUGUUGGCUCUUCAGACAAAGUUGGAGACCCUGAACAACCAGAACUCGGACUGCAAACAGCACAUCGAGGUGCUCAAAGAGUCUCUCACUGCCAAAGAGCAACGUGCGGCCAUCUUGCAAACAGAGGUGGAUGCUCUCCGUCUGCGUUUGGAGGAAAAAGAGUCCUUCCUCAACAAGAAAACCAAACAGCUGCAGGACUUGACUGAAGAGAAAGGCACUCUUGCUGGAGAAAUCAGGGACAUGAAGGACAUGCUAGAGGUCAAAGAAAGGAAAAUCAAUGUCCUACAGAAGAAGAUUGAAAACCUGCAGGAGCAACUGCGGGACAAAGACAAACAGCUAAGCAACCUGAAGGACCGGGUCAAGUCUUUGCAGACCGACUCCACCAACACCGACACUGCCCUGGCCACCCUGGAGGAGGCGCUGUCAGAGAAGGAGAGAAUCAUUGAGCGUCUGAAGGAUCAAAGGGAGCGAGAAGACAGAGAACGUGUGGAGGAAGUGGAUGCCUACAAGAAGGACAACAAGGAUCUCAAGGAGAAAGUCAACAGCCUGCAGAUAGAAUUAACAGAAAAAGAGUCCAGCCUCAUUGAUCUCAAGGAGCAUGCGUCUUCUCUGGCGUCUUCUGGCCUCAAAAAGGACUCGAAGCUCAAGUCCUUGGAGAUCGCUAUUGAGCAGAAAAAAGAGGAGUGCAGUAAGUUGGAGACGCAAUUACAGAAGCAAGCUGAGCAGCUUUUCAGUCACGUGAACAAUCCUAAGGCCCACGAAGUGGAGCAUCAGUCUGGCUCUAGAGGGAACCCGGAGUACGUGGACCGAGUGAAGCUGCUGGAGAAGGAGGUGGGCUACUACAAGGACGAGGCCAGCAAGGCUCAGAAUGAGGUGGAGAGGCUCCUGGACAUCCUGCGGGAGGUGGAGACUGAGAAGAACGACAAAGAUAAGAAGAUCGCAGAGUUGGAAAGUCCCCCUCACACUGCCCCUCGCCCCAUCCCUCGUACUGGUGGCAGAGCCCCAACUGACCCGCUCCCCUCGAUGUCCGCUGCCCCCCAGCAGAUAGGGGGCAUGGUGUGGGACUUCCUAGGAAAACAAGGAGGCAAAGACCCGACCAAGAAAGCCGCGAACAUCAAACUGGGCCUCCAAGGGGACAAGAAAGGCUUGGGACAGGAUGCCCGUAAGGAAAGCUCCUUGGAAGGCGGCCACCAUUCCAAGCUGGAGGACUUGAUGAACACACUUGAGAGGACGAGGCAAGAACUGGAUUCCACCAAGCAGCGUCUCUCGUCCACGCAGCAGUCUCUGCAGGAGCGGGACAGCCACCUCACCAACAUGAGGCAAGAACGCAGGAAGCAGCUGGAGGAGAUUCUAGAGAUGAAACAGCAAGCUCUGCUGGCCGCGAUUAGUGAGAAAGAUGCUAAUAUCGCACUGCUGGAACUGUCUGCUUCCAAUAAAAAGAAGACCCAAGAGGAGGUCAUGUCAUUGAAGAGGGAGCGGGACAAACUGAUGCACCAACUUAAGCAGCACACUCAAAGCAGAAUGAAGCUGAUUGCUGACAACUUUGAAGAUGAACAAUAUCAUCCACAUGUUCCACACCACCCUCAGCCUCAGGCCCCGCACCCUCAGCAACAACCUCAGACCCAGUACGCCCACCCUCCCCACGCCCAGCAGGUCCCGUAUGCGCACACCCCUCACAUGCAGCACCCACAGGCCACCCCGCAGCACCCUCACCCCCAGCAAACGCAGCUCCAGUACCCUCACGCUCAACAUCCGCAGCACCCACAGCAGCACUCGCAACACCCUCAACCGCCCACCCAGCACUCUCCGCACCCGCGCCCCCCACAGCCCCAACACCAGCACCAACAGCACCUCCAGCAUCCCCCGCAGCAUCCACACGGACAUUCCCCACCGCAGCACCCGCAUCCCCAGCAUCCGCAGCACCCGCACGGCACUCUCCAACAGGGGCCUCACCCUCAGCACCCACAUCCCCAGCACCCCCAGCACCCUCAGCACCCUCAGCACCCUCAGCAUCCUCAGCACCCUCAGCAUCCCCAGCCCCAACACCACGGGCAGCAUCCACGCCAUCCGUCGCCUCAUCAUCGUGGCGCGCCGGGCCGAGGUCCCCCACAUGCUGGUCAUCGCCCUUCCCCGGACCAGGAUGACGAGGAGGGCAUAUGGGCAUAAUCGUUGCUCUGACAACCAAAGUACAAAAGUUCUUUUGAGGGAUGACUCAGCCACUACUGAGGGAGAGCAGCCAGACGAUGAUGUUGAAAUACAAAGAAAUGUAUUACCUUCACUCGGCAAGGAGACC